AUGUCUAGCCCUCCUCACGGUAUGGGAAGACAUGUCAUUGUCGUAUCUCCACAUGACCAAUCCAUGGUCCGCAAGGGCGACUACGUCUUCAGCCACUUUUACGACUGCGCGCUUGUCUUCGUAAAGCUAGGAAUACUGGCCUUUUACCAUCGAGUUUUCGUCGUUCCGCUGUUUCGCAAAAUCGUGACCGCAACUGCAAUUUUCGUCAUUGCAUGGGGAAUCGGCAUAACCGUUACGUUGGCUCUAGCAUGCCGACCUAUCGAAGCAUUCUGGGAUGCGUCCGUCAAGGGCGACUGUCUCAAUCUGGUCCACUUCACCUACUUUACGAACAUCACGAACAUGGUCACCGAUGUAUGGAUAUUCCUAAUGCCUGUACCCGUCAUAUGGCAUCUGCAAUUGCAGACCAAGAAGAAACUCUUGCUCUGCUUCAUCUUCUCGAUAGGCAUAGCAACUUGCAUCGUUUCCGCAAUUCGCCUCACCGUUGUUCUCGGUCACGGCUACGCUGACUUCACAUGGAGCUACGUUCCACUCGGCGCUUACUCUGCUUUCGAACCCCUCGGAGGCAUCCUCUGUACGAACCUACCUAUCAUCUGGCACAUGUGGCGCAAACACCGAAAAUCAGAAGCCCUCUUACCGGGUUCUUCGCUCUUCAAAUCGAAACACUCGUCGGCCGCAACACCUAGCUCACGUGAAUCGCGCCGCAGUCGCAUCGCUCGAUCUCUCGGGCUUAGCAACGUGGACCAGACCGGUACCGAUAGCCAAGCUCGAACAAUACUUGCCGCAGAGGAAGGGCAGCCCACCUUUGAGGAGAUCAGUCCGACUAAUCCCGAACGAGCGCUCUACUUUGGGAAAGUGGAAAGGAUACAGACGCUGGAACGGGAGAUGUCGGAAGCGAGCAACGAAGCAGAUCCGAACUCCAAGAAAACGAGGAGCUCCAGCGAAACGGGAGCGUCGCGUGGGCCCAAACAUGCUAAUAUGAAGAAGAACGUAUGGGAGGUCAGGAAGAAGUGA
Messenger RNA from Didymosphaeria variabile, 1011 nucleotides. RefSeq lists its product as uncharacterized. Bases 1 to 1011 code for a protein of 336 amino acids. The record is from RefSeq and is a predicted model, not a curated record. The transcript has 3 exons. NCBI's taxonomy places the organism in Eukaryota, Fungi, Ascomycota, Dothideomycetes, Pleosporales, Didymosphaeriaceae.